AUGAGUACAUAUGAACAGAUUGAUACAUUGGUUCGAUACAAAGACUUGAGUGGCAGAGAACGAACAAAAGUUACCAAUAAAUUCGGCCCUGAAACUCAGUUCACUGAUGUUCAACAAUGGACAAUAUCAUGGUGGAAAGGUGUCCGUACCUUUGAAAUAGAAAUUAAAGAUCGGUAUGCAUCAAGAUCAUUUGUUGAACAAACUAAUAGUGAUACUGUGCAAAUGGUCUGUCAAAAUUGUUUUUCAUCUUUAUGUACAUCUGAUUUAAUCGUAAUAAAUCCGAACAAAGCAGGAAUGAAAUUUACAAAGGAUGUCAGUGAUAUUCAACGUGACCAAUACGAGACUGAUGAAACUAAAUCAAGUGAUAAUAUUGGUGAUAUUGAGAUUAAAGAUGGAAAUAAUAUAUUUAUUGAACAAAUACCUGUACAAUUAUAUAAACGCAAGAGAAACUUGAAUCAAUCUCAAACAGUAAAUAUACGUCCUCGUAAAGGUAAAAAAGUUCCACAAACUAUGGAGCAUACAGAAGUUUCGAAUUCGAAAGUAAAUCAACAUCAGCAAACUCAACUAAUGCAUGUUUCUUCUGAACAUCAAACUAGUUUAUCAAUGCCAACAACAGAACAACUUCAACAAAGUGCAUAUGUUCCUAUCUCACAAUGCUAUCUUUUAACACCUGUGCAUUCGAUGACAACAGGUUUUCUCGAUGCUCAGGUUAGUUUUUUCGAUGAAUCAUCAUUUUCUGUGAAAAAUUGA
Molecule: messenger RNA, 750 nt
Organism: Rotaria sp. Silwood1
Lineage: Eukaryota; Metazoa; Rotifera; Eurotatoria; Philodinida; Philodinidae
Source: the annotation of a GenBank genome assembly